AUGUCUUACACAGUAGACAUAAAUAACAGUGGUGGAAAACGAGUUAGUUCUGUGUUGGCUUGUUUAGACCAUAACUAUUCUACAGUUAUGAAAAUUGUAGAUGAGCUGUCUGCUAUUGACAGUGAGCUCUGUGGGCUAUUUAGCGACAAAAUUAACACUUCCAGCAUAUAUUCCAUACAAUUAUAUCGAGGGAGGAUAGCCAAACGCAUCGCAUCAUAUGACAAACAGCUUAAGCAUUUGCAACAUUAUUACGAAAUAACUCCAUUCAGCGAAUCUAAACGGGUUCUAUCAUCACUUUAUCACAAACAUUCAACUAGUCUUAGCAGAUAUAAGAGUAAUCUGAAUGACUGGUGGUUGGGGAUUGAAAAUAAAUUUAAUCAGUUAUGCCUAACAUCAUUCGUUAGUGAAACAAACCAUAAUAAAUCAGUAGCUAGACAUGCAAAACUGGAGGAGAAAUUGUUUGACACCAAAAAAAUGAUGCUGUCACUUGAUUCCCAAAUGCAAGCUGCCGAAUCUAGCAUUUUGAAGAGUUCAGAGUAUAUAAAUGAACAAGAAGCCUUUUACAAAGCUUUUAAGAAUCACUUAAGUAAGGCUUCUUCACUGUUAUCUCAACUACAUUACAGAACUUCCAAACGUAAAAACUUUAUAUAUACAUGUUUAUUCUUCCAACUGGCCGUGUGUGCUAUCAUAAUCCUCCGCCGCCUCUCGAUUAUUCGCAUUGCCCUUUGGCUAAUAUCCAUUAUAUUCAAAAUCAUUAAAUUACCCUUUUACGUCAUUGGCCCCUUCCUAAGGUCAUUUAUUAUUUCCUCUAGAAUGGAUUACACAAACGGAGAUGUAUCAAAUAUAACAAAUUCUAGUAUAUCAUUGUCGGAUAAUGUUACCUUGCCUUCAUCAGUUCCAUCUACUGUCAACCCUAGCACUGGCCCUCCACAUACAGAUUCCAGUAUACAUUUUACAAUAAAAGAUCCAUCACUAUCUACCAAUGGUAUAAUUUAUGUGCCACGCACUCCAUCUCACAUUGACACACCUAUUACCGAUAUAGCAGUAGACAUCGAGUCAAUUGCUAGAAAUGCCGAAAUGUAG
Molecule: messenger RNA, 1083 nt
Organism: Babesia microti strain RI
Lineage: Eukaryota; Apicomplexa; Aconoidasida; Piroplasmida; Babesiidae
Product: protein transport protein SEC20, putative
Exons: 4
Coding region: 1-1083 (360 amino acids)
Source: RefSeq, a predicted model, not a curated record